Messenger RNA from Calypte anna (Anna's hummingbird), 6530 nucleotides. It is a transcript of the gene PCDH1, whose product is annotated as protocadherin 1. Gene Ontology annotation, cellular component: plasma membrane. The coding region runs from base 187 to 3516 and encodes 1109 amino acids. The record is from RefSeq and is a predicted model, not a curated record. The transcript is spliced from 6 exons. Gene Ontology annotation, biological process: homophilic cell-cell adhesion. NCBI's taxonomy places the organism in Eukaryota, Metazoa, Chordata, Aves, Apodiformes, Trochilidae. Gene Ontology annotation, molecular function: calcium ion binding.
UUUUUUUUUUUUUUUUUUACCCCCUCCCUCUCCCCCCCUCCUUUUUUUUUAAUUUUUAAUUUUUAAAAUUUUUAUUUUUUUUUAAAUUUAAAUAAUUUGCUUUUCCCCUGUGGAUAACGAUCGAGAGGAGCCCGGAGGAGGGGGGGGGGGGUCGGUGGGGAGCCCGGUCCCGGCGGGCAGGAGGCGAUGCAGACGCCGCUGGAUCAGCGCUCACCGAGCCGGCACCGAGCGCAGCACCGAGCGCAGCGCCGACCGCAUCCAACUCCCCCGCAGCACAGGAUGGAAGCGCUGGCGUCCUGCCUGGGGCUGUGGCUCCUCUGCCAGCUCCCUGCCCUGGUCUCUGGGACUCGUGUGGUCUACAAAGUGCCAGAGGAACAACCCCCCAACACCCUGAUCGGGAGCCUGGCCUCCGAUUACGGCUUCCCAGACGUGGGGCACCUCUACAAGCUGGAGGUGGGAGCCCCGUAUCUCCGCGUGGACGGCAAGACCGGGGACAUCUACACCACGGAGACCUCCAUCGACAGGGAGAGCUUGCGGGAGUGCCAGCACCUCCUGCCCGGAGAACCCUGCUUCCUGGAGUUCGAAGUCUCCAUCACUGACCUGAUCUUGAACAGCGGCCCCCGCCUGCUGGAGGGGCAGAUAGAGGUGCUGGAUAUCAAUGACAACACCCCCAACUUUGCCUCGCCCGUCCUCACCCUCUCCAUCCCUGAAAACACCAACCUCGGGGCGCUCUUCCCCAUACCCCUGGCCAUGGACCGGGACUCGGGGUCCAACGGCGUCGCCUCCUACGAGCUGACGGCUGGACCGGAGGCGCAGGAGCUCUUUGGGCUGCAAGUGGCAGAGGAUCAGGAUGAGAAGCAACCGCAGCUGAUUGUCAUGGGGAACCUGGACAGGGAGCAGUGGGACUCUUACGACUUGACCAUCAAAGUGCAGGAUGGAGGCAACCCACCCCGGGCCAGCAGCGCCCUGCUCCGCAUCACCAUCCUGGACAUGAACGACAACGCGCCCAAGUUUGAGAAGGCUCUGUACGAGGCUGAGCUCUCUGAAAACAGCCCCGUGGGGCACUCUGUCCUCCAGGUGAAAGCCAACGAUUCGGAUCAGGGCGCCAACGCCGAGAUCGAUUACUCCUUCCACCAGGCCUCGGACAUGGUGCGGAGGCUCCUGCGCCUCGACCGCGCCACGGGGCUCAUCACCGUCCAAGGGCCCAUUGACCGCGAGGACGUCGGCACCCUCAAGUUCUCCGUCAUGGCCAAGGACAAAGGGGCCAACCCCAAGAACGCCCGCACCCAAGUGGUGGUCACCAUCAAGGACAUGAACGACAACGCGCCCUCCAUAGAGAUUCGGGGCAUCGGGCUGGUCACCCACCAGGAUGGCAUGGCCAACAUCUCGGAGGACGUGCCGGUAGAGACGGCGGUGGCUCUGGUGCAGGUGUCAGACCGAGAUGAGGGCGAAAACGCCGUGGUCACCUGCGUGGUGGCUGGUGACGUCCCGUUCCAACUGCGGCAGGCCAGCGAGACAGGGAGUGACAGCAAGAAGAAAUACUUCCUGCAGACCACCACGCCACUGGACUACGAGUCGGUGAAGGAGUACACCAUUGAGAUCGUGGCGGUGGACUCGGGGAACCCGCCCCUCUCCAGCACCAACUCCUUGAAGGUGCAGGUGGUGGACGUGAAUGACAACGCCCCUGUCUUCAGCCAGAGCUUCACCGAGGUGGCCUUCCCCGAGAACAACGAGCCCGAUGACCUGGUGAUGGAGGUGAGCGCCAGCGAUGCUGACAGCGGCUCCAACGCCCAGCUAGCUUAUUCCCUGGUGACGGACCCCUCUUCCAAAGGCUCCUUCAGCAUUGACCCAGACUCCGGGGAGAUCCGGGUGAAGGCGGUGCUGGACCGAGAGCAGCGGGAGCGCUACGAGUUCUUGGUGGUGGCAGCAGACAAGGGCAGCCCCAGCCUCAAGGGCACAGCGUCUGUGGCCAUCAACGUCAUGGACCGGAAUGACAACGACCCCAAAUUCAUGCUGAGCGGCUACAACUUCUCUGUGAUGGAGAACAUGCCACCCCUCAGCCCCGUGGGCAUGGUGACGGUGAUCGAUGCUGACAAAGGAGAGAACGCCCGCAUCCAGCUGUCGGUGGAGCAAGACAACGGGGACUUUGUCAUCCAGAAUGGCACCGGCACCAUCCUCUCCAGCAUCUCUUUUGACCGGGAGCAGCAGAGCACCUACACUUUCCGCCUCAAGGCGGUGGAUGGCGGAGAUCCCCCCAGGUCUGCCUACGUGGGGGUGACCAUCAAUGUCCUGGAUGAGAACGACAACGCUCCCUUCAUCACGUCACCCUCCAACGCCACCUACAAACACAUCCUGCCCCACACCAGCCCCGGCCAGCAGGUGAGCAAAGUCAAGGCGGAGGACAUCGACUCCGGCGUCAACGCGGAGCUGACCUACAGCAUCACGGGAGGCAACCCCUUCGAGCUCUUCCAGAUCUCCCCGCACAGCGGAGACAUCACCCUGGAGAAGGAGAUCCUGCGGAAGCACCACGGCCUGCACCGUUUGGUCGUGCGGGUCAACGACAAGGGCAAGCCCUCACGGCACGGCACGGCGCUGGUGCACUUCUACGUCAACGAGACGUUGGCCAACCGCACGCUGCUGGACACCCUGGUGGGCCACAGCCUGGACACCCCGCUGGACAUCGACAUCGCCGGAGAUCCCGAAUACGAGCGCAGCAAACAGAGAAGCAACAUCCUCUUCGGAGUCAUUGCCGGCAUUGUGGCCGUCACCCUGGUCAUCGUGCUGGUGGUCCUGGUGCGCUACUGCCGGCAGCGGGAGGCCAAGAGCGGCUACCAGGCGGGCAAGAAGGAGACCAAGGACCUCUACACCCCCAAGCAGGCCAGCAAGAGUGGGAAGAGCAAGGGCAAGGUGAAGAAGAGCAAGUCUCCCAAGCCGCCCAAGCCCACGGAGGAUGAAGAGGAGACGGGGCUGCAAAAAUCGCUGAAGUUCAACCUGAUGAACGACUCUGUCAGCGACAGCCCCCGGAUCCACCUGCCCCUCAACUACCCGCCGGGCAGCCCAGACCUGGGUCGUCACUACCGCUCCAACUCGCCUCUGCCCUCCAUCCAACUCCAACCUCAGUCGCCCUCGGCCUCCAAGAAGCACCAAGUGGUGCAGGACCUGCCGGCCACCAACACCUUUGUUGGCACCGGGGACAACAACUCGACGGGCUCUGAGCAGUACUCGGACUACAGCUACCGCACCAACCCCCAGAAAUACACCAACAAGCAGUUACCUCAUCGCCGAGUGACGUUCUCUGCAGCCAGCCAGGCUCAGGACCUGCAGGAUCCCUCCCAGCACAGCUACUACGACAGUGGGCUGGAGGAAUCAGAGACCCCAAGCAGCAAAUCAUCAUCGGGACCUCGCAUCGGGCCCCUGGCCCUGCCUGAGGAUCACUACGAGCGCACCACGCCCGACGGCAGCAUCGGGGAGAUGGAGCACCCUGAGAAUGAGUCCCCUGAGCGGAGCAGGCUGUGAAGGGGGCUGCGCUCAGAUCUGCGGCCCCUGCCCGAUGUAGCCAUGACGGGGACCUGCACCCGGGAGUGCACAGAGUUCGGCCACUCCGAUACCUGCUGGAUGCCCGGCCAGUCCUCCCCCAGCCGCAGGCCCAAGAACGCCCUCAAACUCUCCACUUUUGUGCCUUACCAAGACAGAGGGAGUCAAGAGCAAGUCGGGAAUGGCAGCCCCAGACUCUCAGAAGAGCGCAGCACCAAAAUGCCCAACCUCCGCCUGCUCCCCACGUACAGUGCCUUCUCCAAUAGUAGCCAUGAGCCCUGCAAGGACUCUCCCAUGGAGGAAAUUCCUCUCACCCAGACCUCGGACUUCCAGCCAGCCACCACCCCUUCCUCCCAAACCACCAAGAGGGAGAUCUACCUGUGAGGCUGGGCUGGGGGUUGGCGAGGGGGGCAGCAGGGAGCGGAUUCCCCUUCUGAAGGCGAGUGGCCAGAGGAACCUUUUCCAUUUCAAUGCUUUAUGGCUCCUCCUCCGGCGGUGGCUUCAGCCGGGCAGGGCAAGGCAGGGGAUGAGUGGAGCAUCUCUUUUCUUUUUUUUUUUGUUUUUUUGGUUUGCGACCCCUUGGGCCGGGGUAUUAGGGGUGGGGGAUGUUGUUGGGUGGGAGAAGGGUGAAAAUCAUCCCACCCACCCACCCACCCCAUCAAUUUCUAAAGCACUUGGCGCGUCUCCGAACCGCUGCGUCGCCGGGGAGGGCUGGGCAGGGCACAGCUGGGGAGAAGGGCUUUAUGUACCAAAGGUCCAUGCAGAGCUGGGGGAGUUCCUGGGGCAUGGGAGGAGGAGGAGGAGGAGAAGGAGGAGAAGGAGGAGGGAAUGUCCCCGCCCAGGGGGAGCGAACUGCCUGGCUCUUUGCUGUAGACUCCUGUAAAUACGAACCUUAGGAAUGACAAUUCAAGUCCUGCCUGAUCGCAAACUUUUUAUUGUCCUUGAAACAAAGCGAAAGAAAACAAGCAAACAGCAAAACAGAGACGUUUAAACAAACAAACGAAAAAAAGAAAAAAAAAAAGGAAAAGGAAAAAAAACAAAAACACAAAAAAGAAACAAACCACAGGGAGCAAGUUCCAGCUUUGAAUGGUUUUGCUGCGUGGAAGAGCCCACGGGAGCGCAGCCUCCAGCCCACACUCGUGUUCUAUAUUGUAAAUAGAGAUGUGACCCGUCCCUGAAACAGCAGCUGGGGAGCUGGAGGAGAGGGGCAGCAUCCUCCUCGCCGGACUGUAGGGACUUUUUUUGCUAUUUUUCAGCCUGGAUCUCUUUUCUGAACGUUGUCACUGUGCCCACAAGCUGCAGGGUCCCUUGGGGACUGCCUGGUGCCAUAGGCAGGGUCUGCGUGGAGGGGGGAGGUGGGGAUGGCCCCAGGGGCGGCCCUGUGCCCAGCAGGUGGAGGAGGGAUGGAGAAGCCCCUGGUCCAGGGACCGGCCGGCUCAGGAGAAGCCCUCUAGUCCAACUCUGCUGGCAGGGGAGGUGCUAUCGGUUCCGGGGUCUCAACCCCACCUCCCGGUGCCUCCUCCGGGGCAGGGGAUGCCCGUGUGGGCGGCUGUGCCACGCCUUCCACCUCCCUCCCGUCCGCCUCUAAGCCACCAUUGCCUUUGUGAGGAGGAGCUUUGUCUCAGGGUCACACCGGGGGCCACCGAGCCCCUGCCCGCUGGAGUCCCGCUUGCCCUUAGGCCACAGGGCCACUCUCACGGGCUCCGGCUUUCUCUUCCAUUGUCAAAGGUCGACCGGUCUCCCCGGUGGGUCCCCUCUGUCCUUGGCCCCCUUGCAGGGUACCCAACUCGGGGUGACCCCCGGGCGGGACCCCUCACCCUUCCAAGGGGUUCUCCAGGGCGCUUUCCUGAGCCUCUCUGCUCCCCUCCUAGUCCUGGUUUGGGGAGCUCCUCUAGAAGGUGGAGUCUGGGAGACUCGUGCCUCCACCUUGGGGUGCCCAUCAGGGUCCUCCCCCCUCUUUGGGAGGCAGGGGGGGAGGGGGCUGUGCUGCACCGUUGUUCUUCCCGUACUCACACGCGCAUCGGUCGCCUUCAUCUCUGGGAUCUUCCUUAGGGAGCGAAGCCAGCGGUGGUGGUAGCUGCAGGAUGGUUCCCCCCGAAGGGUUCCUGGUGGAGCUGCCUUGGCCGAGCUUGACGGGCAGGGGGGGGACACCGCAGGGCCAGGGCCAGGGCCAGCACGGGGCAGAACCUGCCCUGCCACAGUGCCUGUUGGGGUGCAGCGCACCAGGGCCCCCCCUGCCCAGCCUCCUCCUCCUCCUCUUCCUCCAGCAUCCCUCUCUCUGAGCAGCUCCUCCCCCUUUGGCGAGGUGCGGGCGGCUCCCCGUGACCCGAAGGGACAUGGGGUGAGCUGAGCCCGGGUGACAAGGGAAGGGCAGCAGAAGGCACCUGCUGGAACCCAUCCCUCCCGCUCCUCACCUUCCCCGGGGCAGCACCCCGGGCGGCCUCGGCACCUCGAGGUGUCACCUCUGGGGGUCACCUGGAGGAGGCAGGACCCUCCUCCUCCCGGCCUCCCGCUGCCGGCAGUCCCUCGGGGUGGGGGUGACGCUCCAGUCCACCCACCCACCCACCCCUCCGGGCAUCCCUGCUUGACCCUGACCCGCCCGUCAGGGCCCGUGUUCCCCUGGCCUGGCUGCCUGAGCAGGUCAAGCUCCUCAAACUUGUUUUUAUUGUAGCUCUGUAGUUUCAGGGCCAAACUGGGCAGAAUGUGCAAUUUGGCCGCGCUGGCCAGGAUCCUUUUGACUCCACUGCCAACCCAACUGCUCGUGCAGGGGCAGUGUCCCGGUGCCCCUCUUGGGGACCCCCCCUGCUCCCCAGGAGAGCCACGUAGCCACAUCUGAAGGGUGCUUGUCCAAGACUGGCUUCCCCGCUUCCAUCUCCUCGCCCACCUUCUGCCGGGGGUCCCCCCGAACCUGGGCUUGGUGUCUUGUCUCCUGGAGCACCCGGUGAGGUUCUCCCUGCUAGCACAGGGUGAGGGUGGGGGUGAGUGCUGAGAGGGUC